AUGGUUCAUUUUACAAAGAUUUUAGCCGUUACCUGUUUUGCUGCUACUUUUCAAGGUUCAAAUAAUGUAAUUCUUUCCAAGAGUUAUAAUAUGAAUAACAAGAAUGUGAAUAAUGUAGGAUUCCGAAAUAACAGAAUUUUGGCUAGUAAUGAAAACCACCAAGAGCCAGGAACCAGCGGUACAACAUCGGCUGCUCAUGGUAAUACUGGUAGUGUUCCUGACAUUGAUAAUUUUAUAAAUCAAACAACAUCUGCAUGUGGUAAUUUGGGUAGUUUGUUGGCACCAUUACUUAAGGGUAUUAAGACUAAUUUAUUUGCAAAAUAUGUAAAUGAUGAUGGUACAGCUAAACAAAAUAUUCAUACCGAACAUAAUUUAACAGAUAUCGUUAAAGGUGUUAUGCAUGAUAUUAAGCCACAAAUGGAAGCAUUAAAAGAAGGUAUAAAGAAAAAUAUUGAAGAAGGAGGUGAAGAAGGUAUUAUGAAAGAUUGUGAUGCUUUAAAAGAUGGAUUUAAGAAUAUUAUGAAAAGCUUUGGAGGUGAGUUUUCUAACAAUGUACAAGGUGCAACAGGAAUACCUGGUAAAUUAUUCAAAGGAUUUUUAAAUGAAGAGGAAACUAAUGUUACAGAAAAUACAAAUAUAAAAGAUGAAAUAAAAUCGUUAUUAGAAGAUGACAAUACAGAUGAUGAUGAUGACGAUGAAGAUGAACAUCAAGAAACCCCUGAUAAGAAUAAUAAGAAUCCUGGAACGUCUACAUUCAGAGGGAAAAAAUAA
Messenger RNA from Plasmodium gaboni, 771 nucleotides. Its product is annotated as putative exported protein. Lineage: Eukaryota; Apicomplexa; Aconoidasida; Haemosporida; Plasmodiidae. The transcript is spliced from 2 exons. The record is from RefSeq and is a predicted model, not a curated record. The coding region runs from base 1 to 771 and encodes 256 amino acids.